This is a messenger RNA of Gossypium raimondii (Peruvian cotton), 1568 nucleotides long. Its product is annotated as pathogenesis-related protein PRB1-3. Bases 26 to 565 code for a protein of 179 amino acids. The record is from RefSeq and is a predicted model, not a curated record. Gene Ontology annotation, cellular component: extracellular region. NCBI's taxonomy places the organism in Eukaryota, Viridiplantae, Streptophyta, Magnoliopsida, Malvales, Malvaceae. The transcript has a single exon.
GCCUUUCUAACUCAAAUCUAUAGAGAUGAGAACCAAGUUUUCACGUGGUCUACUAGGAGGCUUCCUUCUCCUUUCUUCGCUCGUUUCAUUAUCUUUAUCAUACUCAGCCGACGAUGUUUCUUCCAGACGGUUGCUUAAAGCAACUUCUAAUAGGGGAAUUCAACAGUAUCUGAUACCUCACAACAAGUUAAGAGCAGAGCGUGGGCUCCCUCCUCUCAAAUGGAGCAAAAAACUGGCAAAUUAUGCUUCCUGGUGGGCACAUAAGAGACAAGGAGAUUGUCGCCUGAUUCAUUCGAAUAGCAAUUACGGGGAGAACCUCUUCUGGGGCAGCGGCAGUGAUUGGAAACCGAGGGAUGCAGUGACAGCUUGGGCAGCAGAGAAAAGGAACUACAACCGUAAAACUAAUAGUUGCAGAAAAAAUAAAGAGUGCCUGCAUUAUACUCAAAUAAUAUGGAGAAAUAGCUUGAAGGUUGGAUGUGCCAAAGUCGUGUGCAGAACCGGCGAUACAUUAGUCUCGUGUAACUAUGAUCCCCAUGGUAAUGUGAUGGGGCAGAAGCCUUUCUAAGUUGAAAUGGUUUUGGCUGGAACUCGAGCAAGCAUUAAAACAUAGAUAAAAUUAUCGUGCUCGACGGCCACCGCAACACAAACUUGUGGAUGUGCGCUAGCCGUAUAGACUAUAAAUUGAGACCUAAUCCUUCUUGUCAUUCAUUGUUAAUAAUAUAUUACAUAUGCUGUAAUUUAUUCGUUCAAGUUUUUUUUUUGGCUGUCAAUAAUAUAUCUUCAUUGUUAUUAGAAAACCGGAGGAAGAACAAUAUAAUCUCAGCAAGUAACAAUUCCAUUAGAAGUCCAUACUUUUUACUUAAUCCAAUGUAUCCAGAGAAUCCCAAAACCUUGUAACAUUGAUUAUAAACACCUCGUCAUAAGAAACUAGCAAGAUCCGACAUCAAGCAAAGCUUUCAAACACCAUCUUCGACAAAAGAAACCCAUCACACAGAUACAUUUCAAAUACCAAAAUCAACUUAAAGCUUUUAAAGACAAAGAUUUACGCUAAACGCCUGGCAACUACAAGGAUAGAGAAGCCAUAGAAGCUUUGCAGCAUGCCGGGUCAGUUGCAAACAAAAGUUGGUGACAGGAUCAGCAAACUAUUUUGCGCACGUGCUGCAAUGGAUCUUCCUCUUCUUCCAGAAAAAGACGGGCAAAAAGCAAAGCUUCCAAUGAGUCUUUAUAUUCAUAGCUUGGAGCAUCCCUCCACAGUAGGGACAGGCCCCUGGUUGAGGUUGCCUAUAUCUGAUCCUCACAUCUUUUUCCCACACAAACACCCAACACAUCCUCUGCAUCGUUUGCUUACGAGACGAUAUUUUUUUGAUAUUGUUAGACAUCUUCUUCUUUUCUUCACUGCCUUGAAUUGAACGAUGGUAUUGUUUAGAUCUUGAUGAUCUCAGCUGGUUGGUCUACUAAAUCCUACCAUAUAUUACUGGUUUAGGACCCGGAAGGCUAUAAUGGAGGGCAACUUUUUAGAGACGAGAUGGCAUUGCCGCAUUGGAGCUUUCUGUAAAGUGCGUCUCAGU